CAAAUACGGAUGGAUUCCUUUAACGACGUCACGUCACGUCACUCUGAUAUACAACAAUGCUUCCAAUCCACAUAUGCAAAUGCAACCAACCAUGAACCAACCCGUAUGAGUUUUGAGCCCUCAUUGGCAUAUUUCAUACUUCUCAAUUCGUUGGUCUUUACUUCAUUCUUUUUUGUAGAAUGUUUUGAGGGAAGAAAUCUGUUUGUUGGUUCUGGUAUGUGGACUAGUGUAAGUAGGGUAAUUAGAUCAAGAGGUUGUUAUGAUGCAAAUAGAGCUAAAGGGGUCCACGUUUUCAGAUUCUUAGCAUCAAUGGGGGUUCCAGCUCUGCAAGUCCUCCCAGGGGAGCUGUCAUGCCGUUUUAUCCGUAGAUGUUCUUCAAAUUCAUUGCUUUUACUUAAAGAUCAUUUUAAGGGAAAGAGUUUCAGAGUUAAAUGCUCUAAGGAUUUGGGAAAGAUUACAAGUUCCUCCAAGCUUUGUGCAGUUCGUGAUUUUUAUGGUUUGGAGAAACCAAAAUUGUUACGAUGCUAUUGCCGGCCAGCUGAAAGGGGUAAUGAGAGAAUUUUUGAGGAUGAGCAAGGAAGAUCGGUGCAUAGUAUUGCUCCUAAUGGUCAAACUUCUGCCACAGUUAACAAUGCAUUGCCAAACUCUAUUGAGGAAGAAGCAUGGGACUUGUUGCGAGCGUCCAUGGUAUAUUAUUGUGGCAAUCCUAUCGGAACAAUUGCUGCUAAUGAUCCUAAUGACUCUAGCAUUCUCAACUAUGAUCAAGUAUUUAUCCGUGACUUCAUACCCUCUGGGAUUGCUUUCUUGUUGAAAGGAGAGUAUGAUAUUGUACGGAACUUCCUCCUUCAUACUCUUCAAUUACAGAGUUGGGAGAAAACUAUGGAUUGCUAUAGUCCUGGACAAGGACUGAUGCCUGCCAGCUUCAAAGUGCGUACUGUUCCACUCGAAAAUGAUGAGAAUGCGACUGAAGAUGUGUUGGACCCUGACUUUGGUGAAGCAGCAAUUGGUCGAGUUGCACCCGUUGAUUCUGGAUUAUGGUGGAUUAUAUUGCUGCGAGCAUAUGGAAAAUGUUCUGGAGACCUUUCUCUUCUGGAGAGGAUCGAUGUUCAAACUGGAAUGAAGAUGAUAUUGAAGCUCUGCCUUGCAGAUGGUUUUGAUAUGUUCCCGACUUUAUUGGUAACUGAUGGUUCGUGCAUGAUAGAUCGACGCAUGGGAAUUCAUGGCCACCCACUGGAAAUUCAGGCAUUAUUCUAUUCAGCCCUACUUUGUGCAAGGGAAAUGCUAGCUCCUGAAGAAGCUUCAAUUGAUCUUAUCACAGCACUUAAUAGUCGCCUGCUAGCAUUGUCAUUUCAUAUCCGAGAAUAUUACUGGAUUGAUGUGAAAAAACUAAAUGAAAUCUAUCGUUAUAAGACAGAGGAGUACUCGUAUGAAGCAAUCAACAAGUUCAACAUAUAUCCAGAUCAGAUUCCUCCCUGGCUGGUGGAUUGGAUGCCUAGUAAAGGGGGUUAUUUAAUUGGGAACCUGCAGCCAGCUCAUAUGGACUUCCGUUUCUUUUCUCUUGGAAAUUUAUGGUCCAUUGUAAGCAGCCUUGCUACAACAGAUCAGUCUCAUGCUAUAUUAGAUCUUAUCGAAGCCAAAUGGGAAGAUUUAGUGGCUAAUAUGCCCCUCAAGAUAUGUUAUCCUGCUCUCGAGGGUCAGGAAUGGCGUAUAAUUACUGGUGGCGAUCCAAAGAACACGCCUUGGUCGUACCACAAUGCUGGUUCUUGGCCAACUUUACUUUGGCAGUUGGCCGUGGCAUCUGUGAAAAUGAAGAGACCAGAGAUUGCUGAAAACGCGAUUAAGGUUGCCGAGAGGCGCAUUGCUGGAGACAAGUGGCCAGAAUAUUAUGACACCAAGCGGGGAGGAUUCAUCGGGAAGCAGGCACGACUCUUUCAAACAUGGUCGAUUGCAGGAUAUCUGGUGGCAAAGCUCCUCGUCGCCAAUCCAGAAGCAGCAAAGAUGUUAAUCACCAUAGAGGACACGGAGCUUCUUAGCGCAUUUUCUAGCAUACUCAGUGCUAAUCCGAGGAGGAAACGCUCACGAAAAGGAGCGGUGAAACAGAGCUACAUAGUAUGAGUCCAUUAUCCCGUCUUCUUCGUUGUAUCUCAAAAGUUCAAGCAGCCACACGGGUUUUUCAUGCGUGCGGUUCUUUCCUUGUACCACAGCUUCUCGCUUAUUACCAUUAAAUUUCAUGUUUGCGACGGCUAGGUGUGUAACUAAUCCCUUUUAUGUGUACUUAUUCUGAAAGGGAAUUUCCUGCUGACUCUUACAGAUAUAUAGCUUUUGUUCUGUCAUCCUCUUCUUGUUAGUAUAGUGCUUGAAAAUGCAGGCCUGUUUUCAAGAAACCUAUUCUUAUAGCAUGAACAUUAUUAUUAGUUAUUUGAGUUAAUCAAA
Molecule: messenger RNA, 2433 nt
Organism: Ipomoea nil (Japanese morning glory)
Lineage: Eukaryota; Viridiplantae; Streptophyta; Magnoliopsida; Solanales; Convolvulaceae
Product: alkaline/neutral invertase E, chloroplastic-like
Exons: 7
Coding region: 10-2115 (701 amino acids)
Biological process (GO): sucrose catabolic process
Cellular component (GO): chloroplast
Molecular function (GO): sucrose alpha-glucosidase activity; endo-alpha-N-acetylgalactosaminidase activity
Source: RefSeq, a predicted model, not a curated record